This is a messenger RNA of Closterium sp. Naga37s-1, 1071 nucleotides long. The record is from the annotation of a GenBank genome assembly. NCBI's taxonomy places the organism in Eukaryota, Viridiplantae, Streptophyta, Zygnematophyceae, Desmidiales, Closteriaceae.
AUGGAUGACGAUUUCGAUGAUGGAGAUUAUUACGUCAAGCCGCGCAUGCGCCUCGCAUCUGAGCCGUUCGUUUCGCCGGAGGACCAGCUCGAUCCAGACGCGUCGGUCUCUCGCCCCGUUCUCCUCAUCCUCUGCGGAUUCGCCGCCGCAUUUCUCGCUGCGGGAAUCAUGACGUCAGGAUUCCUCCAAUUCGCUCUCAUCUGGAUCGCGCUCGCCCUCGUUAUAGGCCCCCUCGCUCCUAUCACGCAGACAGGCGGAGACUGUCGAGUUGGUGUCGGCCCCCCGUUAGAAGAACACCAGCACGCGGAGGAGCAACCAGCAGACGAGCCAUCCCCAGCCUCUCGUUACAAGCCCACAGUCGCUCGCGAGCCGCAGGAAGCUGAGCUGGCGGAUCUCCCCGUGCAACGCGCCGCAGACGGCGGCGCCGCCAACGGCGGCAGCAGCGCCGCCAGCGCCGCCGCGAGCGAAGGCGUCGACACGAGCGAGUGGACGCGCGGGGAGUGGGACCAGCUGAAGAAGCUUCUUGUGAAGCUUCCUCGCGGGACGACUCAGCGGUGGGAGAAGGUAGCGAAAGGCGUGGGGUCCGGGAGGCGCGCCGUGGACGAUGUGAUCCGAUCCGCCAAGGCCGUGGCGCUGCAGAAACCGUCGGAUCGCGACGCGUACGCCGCGUUCCUGUCGCAGCGGAAACAGCACAAGGGGAGCAGCGCAGGCGCGGGGGGAGCGGGGGGAGCGGGGGGAGCCGAGCCCGCGCCGACCAGCAGAUGGGAGGAGGAGGGGAUCGCCCCGGGGGGCGCAGGGCCGGAGAACACCGCUGCCGGGGGAGCAGCAGAGGCUGAAAGCAAGGGCGGUGGUAACGCGGUAACCACGUGGACGGAGGCGCAGGACCGUGCGCUGCUGCAGGCGCUGAAGGAGUUCCCCAAGGACACGCCCCUGCGGUGGGAGCGCGUGGCCAGUGCCGUGCCCGGGCAGACCAAGCAGCGGUGCUUCAAGCGCUUCACUGAGCUGCGAGACAAGUUCCGCUCCAAGGGGGGUGACCUCGCAGAAGCAGCGCUGCUUCAAACGGUUCCCUGA